Messenger RNA from Phycodurus eques (leafy seadragon), 997 nucleotides. RefSeq names its product NADH:ubiquinone oxidoreductase core subunit S8b (gene ndufs8b). The transcript has 7 exons. Gene Ontology annotation, molecular function: NADH dehydrogenase activity; 4 iron, 4 sulfur cluster binding. The record is from RefSeq and is a predicted model, not a curated record. NCBI's taxonomy places the organism in Eukaryota, Metazoa, Chordata, Actinopteri, Syngnathiformes, Syngnathidae. Gene Ontology annotation, cellular component: membrane. Bases 80 to 712 code for a protein of 210 amino acids. Gene Ontology annotation, biological process: mitochondrial electron transport, NADH to ubiquinone; mitochondrial respiratory chain complex I assembly.
AUGACCGUUAGCGGUGUUUUCGGGUUAGGCGCUCGACACACAGCAGAGGUAAGAUUCUCCAAAGGUCAACUUCAGCAACAUGUCUGCUUCACUGGGGCUGCGUCUUCUCUACUGCUACUCUAAGCCAGCCACGCUGGGAUGCACCAGUGUACGUCCCUUUCGUGUCGGUGUGGAGCGCAGUGGCUUCAAAUAUGUUAAUGCCGUGGAGCAGCAGACAGACCUCAAGUCCAUCACUGACCGUGCUGCAACAACUCUCCUAUGGACCGAACUCUUCAGAGGAUUGGGUAUGACCAUGAGUUACCUGUUCCGUGAACCAGCCACCAUCAACUAUCCUUUUGAGAAGGGCCCCCUGUCGCCUCGCUUUCGUGGAGAGCACGCUCUCCGUCGCUACCCCAGCGGAGAGGAACGCUGCAUCGCUUGCAAGCUCUGCGAGGCCAUCUGCCCGGCUCAGGCCAUCACAAUUGAAGCUGAGACUCGAGCUGACGGCAGCAGGAGGACCACACGCUACGACAUUGAUAUGACCAAGUGCAUCUACUGUGGCUUCUGCCAGGAAGCCUGCCCUGUGGAUGCCAUUGUUGAGGGUCCGAACUUUGAGUUUUCAACAGAAACACACGAGGAGCUGCUGUACAACAAGGAGAAGCUUCUCAACAAUGGAGACCAAUGGGAGGCUGAGAUUGCAGCCAACAUUCAAGCAGAUUACCUGUACAGGUAGACUGAUGGGGUGUAGCUGCCUGGCAAAGCUGUCUCUAUCUGUUCACCGUGAAAACAUAAUUUAUCCUCCAGUGCAUCAAAGACUGUUGCAUUACAAAUAUUUGUCACGUAAAAGGCAUGAAGUUUGACACAUGACAUCUGCUUUAUAGCUAAACAGUCUCUACACACGUUUCCAGCUACAUAACUCAUUGUAUUUGUUUUAUAGCCAGUACUUUAAGACAGCGUUAUGGUUCUUUUUCCUGAUGCCAUGAAAAUCCUAAAAUAAAGUACCGGUCGGUUUUCAAAA